Anopheles gambiae (African malaria mosquito) is the source of this 4434-nucleotide messenger RNA. It is a transcript of the gene Rtca, whose product is annotated as RNA 3'-terminal phosphate cyclase. Gene Ontology annotation, cellular component: nucleus. The coding region runs from base 285 to 1388 and encodes 367 amino acids. Gene Ontology annotation, biological process: RNA processing. Gene Ontology annotation, molecular function: RNA-3'-phosphate cyclase activity. NCBI's taxonomy places the organism in Eukaryota, Metazoa, Arthropoda, Insecta, Diptera, Culicidae. The transcript is spliced from 7 exons. The record is from RefSeq and is a predicted model, not a curated record.
GACUGCGACCGCAGCUUAACUAUGCGGUAGAGGGCUUUUAAUAUGUUUUCAUUUUAUUUCAUGAAAAUGUCUGUACAUUUUUAAACUUUACGAAGUCGGAUAUAUAAGCUACGUAAUUUUUUAUUUGCAAAAUAAUCUGUUCCAAGAAAUGUCUUGACGAUGGUCCGAUCUUCAAUGUGUGCAGCUGCAACAAAUAUCUUUGUUAUUGUUGUGACAGGUUAUCAAGUGCUCUGUGCAGCGAAGCAAUUUUAGCACCUAGAAUUUAGCUGAAACCAUUGGACAGAAUGGCGGAUACCCAUCUAUUUGAAAUAGAUGGCAGUGUCUUGGAAGGAGGAGGACAGAUCCUACGGAUGGCAUUGUGCUUUAGCGUGCUUACCAAGACGCCGGUACGCAUCCGUAACAUCCGCCAAGGGCGCAAGAAACCGGGACUGGCAGCGCAACAUCUAGCUGGGGUAGAGCUGAUGCGAGAUAUUUGUCAAGGCAGGUUAUACAAAGCGUGUCUCGGAUCGACCGAGAUUGAGUUUUACCCUGGACAUAUUGAGCACGGGCGAUUUGUCGGUCACAUUCAAACUGCAGGAAGCAUUACCUUGCUCCUUCAAGCUACACUACCCGUUGCUAUCUUCAGCUCCGGUCCAGUCACGCUAGAUUUGCGUGGAGGUACAAACACGGAUCUUGCUCCGCAGGUGGAUUUCUUGACGGAAAUAUUUCGGCCCAAUAUGGAACGAUUCGGUGCCAGCUUCGAUUUCGACUUGAUUCGGCGGGGCUAUUUUCCGAAAGGCGGUGGACAAUGUGUGAUAGAAGUAAGACCAGUACAAUCAUUAAGGCCCGUCACUAUGGUUGAUGUGGGCUCUGUUACCAGGUUCUUUGGAUGGAGCUAUGUCGCCGGUGUGCUUCCGUUGAAGAUUGCACACGAAAUGUCUAGCGGUGCUAAAUCGAUCCUCAACCAAAUUGCCAACAGUAGGGCAGAUAUAGAAGUCUACAAAGAAAGUAUGGACAUGGCACCGGAAGGCAAUUGCUCCGGUAUCAUUAUUGGCUGUGAAACGAGCACUGGAGCCAUUCUUGGCGGUUCGGCACUUGGAGAAGCCAGGAAGAAAGGUUUCCAGAGCGGGGAGGAAGCAGCUCACGAGAUCCAAAGCGCCAUCUCCGUUGGUGCCUGUAUAGAUCGACACGUGCAAGAUAUGAUGAUCAUUUUGAUGGCAUUGGCUGACGGGACGAGCCGCAUCCGGACGGAACCGUUGACCAUGCAUACCAAAACGGCAAUCUAUGUGACGGAGCUGAUGACAAAGGCCAAAUUUAACAUCAUAGAAGGAAAUGGCAGUGCUAUCAUCGAAUGUGUUGGCAUUGGACUGCGUAAUAUAAAUCUUCCAAAAAAUACCACGUCAUACUGAGGAUCGGAGCGCAUUGGAGUGAAUUCUUAGUCUUGGACGCGUUCGGUAACUGCGCAACCAUCAUCCACUUGUCGAAAACUCUCCGCAGCGAAGGAGCAGCAGCAGCAGCAGUGUACGAGAGUGCGCCGCGCGCAGAUGGAAGCAGUACGCACCGACCGGACUGGAUGGUGGAUGGUGUAAGAAGGGAGCCGCCGGUGGACGGAAUUCGGCGUGCGGCGCGCGCAUCCGUCGGCCGAACAGCGCGCAGCAGCCAACAGUACACAGUGCCUGGCUCAUGGCUUUGAGAAAACAUCAAAUACACAGGCUACCGGCGUUACGCGUUUUGUUUUCGGCCUGCGGUACAACAACGGGCAAAACCGGCACUGCUGGACCCAGCGGCCGCGUACGGUGCCAGUGAAUGGACGCGAACCGCGUGAAGAGGGUCAGGCGGGGGGGGGGGGAUGUGGAUGGGAGGAGGUUUGGGAGUUAGCGUGCGCGGGAUGGUGGUGUUUUGUGGCUGGGUGGGUGGACGUGAGUGGGGUUCCUAACCGUUCCAUUCCGUUCCGUUCGUUCGUUCGUUCGUUCGUUCGUUCGUUCUGUCUUUCGUACGCUUCUCUUGCCAAGCUCUCGCUGCCAUGGCAAUAGGCCAUGAGCCAGAGCGAGUUUUCGCUGCGUGUAUGUGUGGGGAGGGGGCCGUCUUGGAUGUACACGAAACGUACACAGAAUCGGAACGAGGAAACCCUCGUCUGGAUGGAUGCACAAGCGAUCGUGCGCUCGAGCGAGAUCGGGAUGCUGCUGGAGAGUAAUGUGUUGGCGUUGUUGGGAGCGGUGGAUGGGGGACGAACCAAGCAGAAAUGAAUACCAAAAUACUCAACCAGGCAGCAUACACACACAGAAAAAAAGAAGAAAAAAAACACACACACACAUAACGCAGAUACACACACCCAAAUGGGGAGGAACACACAUAAAUGGGGUUGUUUAACAUAAGGCCAUGAAGAGAAGCCUUGCUUCAUCGCUUCGAUCGAGUGGAAGGCGACGAUUUUGUUUUGUUGAAGGUGUUUAGCUGCAUGGAUGGGAAGGUGGCGGAGCAUCCAUCUAUCGGGUUCGGAUGGAAAUUAGGGUUUUUUUUGCUUCUCUCUCUCUCUCUCUCUCCGCUUAGGAUUACCAGUCCACCGGAGUGGAAGGGUGUAUUCCGUAAUCGUGCGUAGUUUAUUUAAGACAUCUGAAGCCGAUUUGAAAUUGGUUUAGAAAGCAGUAUUAUGUAGCAUUAUGGAAAAAAUGGCUGUUAUGGAUAUACAACCUACGAUACAGCACUCAAGUCUGUUGGAGUGAUUUUGAUUUUUUUUCAAUGGAAUAGUCACAGCAAUCGGUUGAUGGGGUAUAUUGUUAUGUACUUGGUAAAAGUAGUAACAAACUAGUAUGCAAGCCAUAAUGGAAAACCCAGCAACUCAGUGUCGAGGUAGAACGCACCCUUACGACAAACAGAUCACAGAUUGCCAGUGUACCUGACAGGCGUGCUGGGAUCGUACACGGGAAGAGAGAAAUAAAAAGAUUAUCAACGAAGCGCGGCACUCUCGGGGAGCACGCGUGCACGAUCGUGGCAAGCAACAACAGCGAGCGAGCGAGCGAGCGAGCAAGCAGGACGAUCACGGGCGGUGCCGAGAUUAUUGGCGCGCUCGGACGGCCAACAACCGUUUGCCAACGGCAGCAGCAGCAGCCACAGCAGGAGCCAAAGUAGUAGCGAAAACAACCAGCGCGCACACACAUUCAUCGGCCAUCAUAAUUUUGUGCGCGUCGUUCCGCCCCGCUCGUUGUCGUCGCGGCCCUAUCCUACCGAUCUUGAAAGCAGCAUCGGGUGCGUGGAUGGGCGCGGGGACAGGCUGGGGUUGGGGGAGGGUGGGAGGAGGCGUUGCGAGGGAAAGAGUCCCGGAGAUUGGCGCGCGACGCAUGCUCGGCGCAACCGCAGUCGAUCGCCGCCGUCACACUCUGGGGGGAAGCGGGUUUUUCGAAGCCCGGUAGCACUGUACUGUGAUCCGACUGCGUCAGAGGUCGGUCUGCUCGAUCGCUACCAAAUCCUCCUUCACUACGCGUGGAUCCACACUACGCUUACUCUCACACACACACACACACACACACACACACACACAUUCUUCUCGUCUGUACGGGUCCCAAGAUUUCGAAGGCAACGCCGAUUCCGAGCAAUCGUCGGAAGUGGAAACGUGCAUCCCGUCGUUCUCCCGUCGUCGCAUCCCCCGAUUCCCCCUCCCUCCUCGUACCCCGUAAGCCAAAACUUGUCCGAGGGCUCUCUUUCUCUCUCUCCCUUUUUUCGUUCUCUCUCUCUCUCUCUCUCUCUCUCUCUCUCUCUCUCUCUCUCUCUCUCUCUCUCUCUCUCUCUGUGUAUCUCGUGUGUUGUGAAGUUCGAACUAAUUCUUUCUUUGCCCCUUCUUCAAGUCGACCACUCCACCACGCCACGCGUACGUACAUAUCCCGCCAAGCUGCAUACGUGUCAGUGCAAGCCGCGCGCCACUGCUACCGCCACAGCCGGGGCCCUUUUGGGCGUCGAUUGUUGACUUUUCGAGACACAAUCGACGAUUCUGUUCUAUUGCAACUGCUACCGAAUCUGAUUGUAUCCGGGUGCGUGUGCGUGUGCAUAGUGCUGACCACGAACAAGCCCCGAACGAACCACACCAACCAAAGCUCGGUUAAUCAACCCGUUGCCGGGAAAUGACACGUUCACACUUCAGGAGAAUGAUUAUGAGCGCUGCACUAGAAACAUGAUUGAUUGGAGAGUUGGAUCACUUAAGUAUUCCCAACGUGCGCGGCCCCUCGGAGGAAACACGCGGCCUUACCAAUUUGACUGAUCGUUCGGGCAAUAGGUGCUGAUUUUUCCCCCUUCAUUUGGAAUUAAAUUUGUUUUUCAACUAACUUGCACACUUGCAACUUAAAAAGUUGUUUUAAUUAGCUUUAGCAACCCUAUCCCCGCGAAUGAUCACACCACUCCGCGGAUGUCUUCGGGAUACGUUUACUGCAUAUUUCGGAAAUAAAUUACAAAUAUUAAAAAAAAACA